GCCAUCGAAAGCAGCAGAUUUACGCAGGAUGAUGAUGACGUCAGCAGGAAUUACUGUGCUGUGUGGCUGUGUGGCUCUGCUCCUGACCCUGACUUCUGUGUCAGCUGUAAGACGAACACUCAAUUCAAUCAAUGAUUUGAUGUCAGUAGGCUUCGGCCAGUCUGUGCCGAUCCACAGUCUUGUGCUGCUCCACUGGUUUGCCAACACUGUUAACAUUGACAGAAACGAUGUCAUACAUCUGACCUUUAACCCAAAGCAUGAUUAUGGGUCCCACUAUUAUGGCAACAGUGGGGGGCUGUUUGAACUAUCGCUGGGAUCCACAUACUACACCAUUGGUAACAUCAAUGAAUCAACAGCAGCCCAAUUACCACCUCAUGUCCGAGCCCAGUCAGGACAUGGAAACAGAGUUCGAGUCGUUAUUAGAGUCAGGGAGGCAUAUGGAGUGCGACAAGUAGAGCAUGUCUAUAUCACGCAGCAUUAUCACCAAUUUAACUAUCGAAGGUCAGAUUAUGAUCCAGAUCAAACGUACGAGGUCACUACCAACCUCUUAAGAGAGAUCAGAGAGUUUUCUAUGGACAGUCAUGACAUGAUAUCAUUAAGGUAUCUUAGGGAUCGCUUUGGACGCAGGGCUAAUGAUUCCCAGUUAGAAUGCAUCAGAAACAUGUGGGGUCACCUUGCUUCUCUCGGACUGUUGUUCCACAUUGUGGGGUAUACUGGGCCAGUACAAUCCUACUGUAACCAAGCCCAGUUGGCAUCAAGAAGAAAUGAUUCAUGGAGCAACAUUCAAGACUGUCCAGGUUUCUUAUGUCGUUUGUUGUUAGUAGUUGUUUUGGUAUUUUCUGUUUUGUGUUUUCUUUUGUUAGCAGCAGCAAAUAAAAAGUGAGUAAACAAUGUGAAGAGAAAACUUGUUCCAAGAUAGACUCAAACUAACUGUAACUGUUGGACCAGAAAACCAUCUGGAUCUUUAUUUUGAACAUGGUCUUCACUUGGUUUGGAAAAAAACAAUUAGCCAGUUGCAACAUCUGUACCACUAGAUGACUGAUGAGAAAUUUUGUAAAAGUGUUAUAAAACUUUCCACUUUUCACUUUUUAUUUUUACUCUCUAAUAUGAGUUAAUUUUAUGCUAAGUUUGAAAGUUUUAAAUGGAUAGACCCACAGCAUACUUGCAGUAAAAAUCAAUAUUUUGUAUAUUAGCUACUCAAAAUGGUUCUUACUGUGUAUCAUCUGUACAAUGUCUCCUCAUGUGUAAUCUAACAGUAGUUACUCCCAGCAGAUUCAUCCAGUGAGGCUCAAGGACAAUAAUGCUGAUGGAGGAAUGACAGACAUGUUGAUUAAGAGUGUAUUUGACUGAUGCUUUUGCAUUUUCUCUGUAAUCUUGAAAAUUUUGUGCUCAUUAAACUGUAUUUUCAA
This is a messenger RNA of Neolamprologus brichardi, 1409 nucleotides long. RefSeq lists its product as uncharacterized. The record is from RefSeq and is a predicted model, not a curated record. Lineage: Eukaryota; Metazoa; Chordata; Actinopteri; Cichliformes; Cichlidae.